Messenger RNA from Wyeomyia smithii (pitcher-plant mosquito), 6177 nucleotides. It is a transcript of the gene Psc, whose product is annotated as polycomb group protein Psc. The record is from RefSeq and is a predicted model, not a curated record. Bases 945 to 4985 code for a protein of 1346 amino acids. The transcript has 5 exons. Gene Ontology annotation, biological process: negative regulation of transcription by RNA polymerase II. Gene Ontology annotation, molecular function: promoter-specific chromatin binding. NCBI's taxonomy places the organism in Eukaryota, Metazoa, Arthropoda, Insecta, Diptera, Culicidae. Gene Ontology annotation, cellular component: PRC1 complex.
GCUCAGUUCAAAUUGAAACAGCAUUCACGUUGGUUGUGUUUCUAUUUUAAGACAUCCAGUCUCUGCGGUGGUAUACUAAAGAGUACCGGGUCGUGAUACUAUUUUUCGGUGAAUAACUAGCUAUUGAGAAAAAUAUAUUGAACAGUUCAACCAGAAAAAAGCGGUUCCAAAUAUAUGCCAAAUUUUUCAAAAAUAAAUGAAACGCACUCUGUUGAACUUGCAAGUGCUUGUCGGUGUAUUUAGCGGCUUUCAGUAUUUGAAUCGUUAGCAACAUAAAAGGUAUACCUGCGUCUGUGUAAGUAAUCUCGGCAUCGCUUGUAUAUGCGUUCGCACACAGAUAUACACCUCAACGGCAACCGAAAACGGUACCCACUGUGUGCGGUUGUUGAGCCAACAUCAUUUAGUUGUCAAACGUGGACGAGUAAGCACUGCACGGUGCAUGCGGCCGGCUGUCACAAGGCAUAAUAGAAAGAAGUUUUUGUGAAGUGGAAAACGAUAAGCGUGUAGAGAGAGAUAGAAAACCGGAGUAAGUGUACCAAGAAAAAGAGUGAGAGAUGGUAGUGAAGACCUCAGCAUAAAACUGGUUCGGUUGCGCGCGCUCAAUCAACUGUUCGUACUGCUGGCGUGUAUUUUAUUAUUUUUCGACAAUCUGUGCUGUGUUCGCCGCUCGAGAAACGCGAAUAGCUCCGGUUGGGGAAUGUGUAUUAGUGUGUGGCAAAGAGGCUUUAUAUGGUGUUAUUAAAUUGGGGCUGCAUUAAGAAAUUGUUUUCGAUUCUGUGCUGAGUGAUGGAAAAGGCAUUAUGUUUUUGUGUUGAAGAAUAUGUGGAAAAACACGAAUUUAAAGUUUAAGCAAGAAGAACGCAUCGGACGAUCGGAAUACCGCCCGUUUGGAUUACACAAAUUAUUGGAUUAGCUGUUUGGCGAGAAGGAUACAACAGGAAAAAAUGUCGACAGAAGUGGCUAAGGUGACCAAGACAACCACGGUUGUCAAUGGUCCCGAAUCACCGUAUAAGCCGGCGCGGAUACAUCUGAGCUCGGUUAACCCUUACAUUACAUGUAAUCUUUGUAAAGGUUAUUUGAUCGAUGCAACCACGAUAGUCGAGUGUCUACAUUCGUUUUGUCAUAGCUGUAUCAUGCAACACUUGCGUACGGAACAGUACUGUCCUCAGUGCGAGAUGAUGAUAAACAAAGCGAAACCGAACAUCAAACCAGACGCUACCCUGCAGGCAAUUGUUUACAAGUUGGUUCCGGGGUUGUACGAGAAGGAAUUGCUUCGGAAGCGAGCCUUCUAUCGGCAAAAUCCGGAAAUGGCAGCCUUGGCCACUCCGGAGCAGCGGGGUGAAGACACCGAACAUCUCAUUUUCAGCCCAAGCGAAGAGUUCCAACUAUCGCUGGAGUACGCUGACAAAGAACUUGCCGGCGACAACGAAGAGCUUAAACGGCCCAAGUAUCUGCAGUGUCCGGCGAUGGUUCGAAUUGCCUGCCUCAAAAAAUUCAUCAUCAACAAGUACAACAUUCCUACGCAUCUGUACUACGUGGAAAUCAUGUACAAAGUGCAAACGAUUACCCUUCCAGAUCAUUAUACUUUAAUGGACGUCGCUUACAUCUACACCUGGAAGAAAAACGAUUCGAUGGAAUUCUUUUUCCGCAUUCGGACUCAUGAAAUGAAAUCGGUCGAACUGCCGGAGGUGCCCUUGCGGAGAUCCCCCAGCAUUUCCACUGGCCGUCAAAGUAGUACCAGUGCCCUCGCUACCAUCAAGGAGGAGGAGAACAUCGAUAGCAACGAGAACGUCACACUCAUUAAGCCGAGUGAUAUCAAACGAGAGGAAUCGAGUCUGACGGAUGGAGAGGGUAAACCUAGUGACGACACUAGUUUGACAAUAGCAACAUCACUAACGCAAACGGUGAUGACGCCAAUGACGACAACCGCUGUCGCAAUGCGACCAACACCGGUUAGUAUCGUUGCUGGUGUAAGUGAAUCCAUGCUGGAUGUGAAACCUAAUGUGACAGCAAUGGGCAAACAGCAGCAGCAACAUGAAAAUCGGUGCAGCAGUGGUGAACGCACUGGAAACGGUGUUUUAGUUGCCGUCCCUACCGUGCCACCGCCCAAGGUGAAGAAAAAUGAAUCGAUAAAGCUGAAAAUAGAAAUGAACAAAAACACCUAUGUUAGUAUCCUGCAAAGUCCACAGCCGGAUGCUGGCAGCAAGCAUCAUAAAUCAGAUAAAUCCGAAAAAGUGAAAAAGAAAAAAUCCGAGGAUAAGGACAAAAGUGUUAAUAAGAUUAAAUCGUCCAGUGAUCUCAAAAUUAAAAUAGAAAAAGUGAAAGAUGGACUAGUCAGUGUUAAGAGAGAUGGGAAAAGCAGUAAGAAGAUGCCGUACAAAGUAGAGCUGAGUGGUGUUAGUGAUUUCAAAAACGGAAAACAAAUCGUUAAUGAUUUUGAUCUUAAGAAGGCGAAGAAAGAAGCGCAAAAAUUGGAUAAAAGUUCGAAAAAAGUGAAAUCACCAAAGAGAAAUUUAGACCUUGAAAAAGUGCAACCUUCAAUAGUGCUUAAAAUAGACCAAAAAAGUCCUGAACUGUCGACGUCCACCUUCAAAAUAGUGUCUCAACCAUUCGCAACAUCUUCGCCAAAGCAAAAGGCAGAAUUAAGCUUAGAGGACGAGAAAUCACAGUUCCUAAAUUCGUUCGAGUUGACACCAAUCAAAUCACUUCAAGGUAAUCAAUCAAGGUCUCCUUCCUGUUCGCCGGGGUCAUCAAGUUCGUCGUCAUCCACGAAUAAUGAGCCGAAACAGGGAAAACGAAAGAACAAAGACGCUCUAAAUGGGCGAUCCAUGCCUAAGAAACCAAAACUCUCCGAUGACGAAAUGAAGGCUCUGGUUGAAAGAACCGUUCAACAGAAUAUCAAGUCCACUGUUAAUAACAAUGGGCCACCACCACCAAACUCGAUUCCAAUUCGACUCGUUAAGCCUGAGCUGGAAACUUCUCUUCCUGUGAAAAAUGCAUUGCCUCCUCAGCCUUUACCGAUAAAGUCAGAUCAUUCGGUCAAAACCACUCCCAAACAGGACCUCAAACAAAAAGUUUUCGACUUCAAACCUCCGACUCUACCGCCACCAGUAGUUACAACCACGAACAUCCCAGCUCCUAAGCCCGCUCAGCCCGUAAUGAUUGCUCCAAAGCCUUCAUCAGAACUUUUGAAACGACCUGCAGUGCCUUCAUUUCCGAAACCAAUUCAGCCGACCAAGAAACUACCACCCCUUUUGCCAAAAGACGUCGAUUAUAUGAAGAACAACAAACAAAAACUGCUAGAAAUGAAACGAUCUAUGCAAAAUCCGCCGAUAAUUUCUCCGAACAAGGACACAGAAAUUAGUCAAAUCAAGCCAGAACAUGCCAAGAAAAAUAUUAAGGUGUACGGCCCCCCUGCGGACAACGGAAAUUUUGCUGUACCUACCGCGAUAUCAUCGGUCUCCAAACCAAAAGUGAAACAACAUCGCCCCGUGAACUAUUUGAACUACGCACUAAUGAAUGCCAACAAGGCCCCGGCCGGCUCCCGAACACCUAUUCCUUCGUAUUCAAAUUCACCGAGCUACUCACCAGAUUCACCGCAGUACAAUCCAAACUUCAACAUCUCGACUAAACAAUAUAAAUAUGCAAAUCCACUGGCAUAUGCUAAUUUUUUGCAAAAUAUGCUGAACGAUCGAAAAACCAGCAAUGUAUCACCACCGCAGUCCGUACAAGAGCGGAAAGCUGAACCAGUGACCGAGAGAAAGCGAGCUUGUCCUAGUCCGGACAGCAAACAAGAACCGCCCGAGAAACAACCGAAGGUUCAAUCAUUACUCAAUCAAAUCAACAUUCCAUCUUCGCUUUCCAUAACACUGGCCACCGAGGAGGACGAAGCUGCAAGAGAAAAGGCCCGCAAAAGUCUACCGGAGGACGACAAAAACUACAUCGAGAUCCUCAAACUACCGGAGAUCUCAAUUACAGAAGCGGAACGAACAACACCUCCUAAAACACAACAAGAUACUUCGAAUAAGAAACCAGCAAAAAGUCCUAGCCCCGGCAAGUCGGAAAAAAAUAAAUCCCAAAGCGAGGGCAAAAACACUAGUCUCGAGGCAGACAAUGCAUCGUUCCAGCAAAAAUUCAUCCAGUCAAUUCGAGUGGAAAAAGAGCCGAAGGUCAAGAAUAAACCAAGCAAUAAAUCGGAAAAACAACAUUCGCCUGUAUUUACACCGCCAGUUCCAGCCUCUAAUAGUAACGCAUUCAAACUUCCAAAUGCCACCGUACUGAGCAACGGCAUCGUAAAGCUGAACUCCUAUCCCGAACUAGAUCUCAUCAACAAAACUAACGCCAGUCCAAGACCGGCGCUUUCGCCUCCCAAACCAAUUGGCCCUAAACAUGUUCCUAUUGCGCCCAAACCAACUGGAACCUUUUUCCCGCCAACCGGUACGCCAUCGAUGCUUCCAACAAAUCGUAAAAGCCUGUCACCUCCUGUUCCUAAGCCAUCGGUAUCCCCCGGACAUCCCAAGUCAAAAACUCCGCCAGCGAUGUCCUCCACUCCGUCGCAUGCAGCGUUGGCCGCCAUGGGUCCUAUGUUCGGCUUGCAAAUGAAUCAGGAUAACGCAAACUUCAAUCAAGCGAAAAAAAAUGAAAUGAAACCGAGAAGGCCUUCACAAAAAUCUCCCAAACCGAAUGUUUUGGAUUUAUCGUCUCAGAAUUCUCCGACAGCAGCAUCCGCAGCGUUCGCUCCGACCGAGAAAUCCAAGGACGCAAUGAAUAUGCUAAUGAUGAACAAUAAUCUAAACAACACGCAGAAGCUCCAGGUUGCCAACUAUCUCAACGAGGUGGCUAAGCUAAACAACAGUGGCAUGAUGGUGCCCCAAAUGAUGGGAUUGCAACCGAAUCCUUUCCUGAACCAGAUGAUGCAAGCCUAUUACCUACAACAGUUGUCUCGCAUUGCCAAAGCGGGUAACGACAACAAUCUGGAGAAAUGAGAUUUAGCUAAAGGCGGCACGGCGACGGCGGCUUGGCCGCCUCGUGUGACGUCGACCUCGGCUUCAACAGCAGCGACAAUUGUGAUAGAUAUUCCUUAAUUCGAUUAAUAAUGCUGACGACCUUUCGCAAAGACGCAAUGAGCGAGCGAGCGGCUCUCACGGAACGCUAACAGAAACAGAGGGAAAACAUCGACAGUAAAUCUUUAACCCAUUAUUUAGUGGAUUAUUGGUUUGGUCGUAUAUUCUCCGAAAGUUAAAACCUCAUGCUGGCUUUUGGCAUACCGGGCCAAAGCGAACAGACAGAAGACCAUACAACUUGUAUACGCUUAGAGAGUAUCCCUGUAAAUAGACUUCUCAGUGUUUGUGAUCGGUGCUGUAAAUAAGACGGACAAUGUACGGUAGUUUAUGUGAGAGGCCAACAACGCCACUGUUUUGAGAGAAUCGUUACUUCGGUUGAUUUCGAUAGAUUGAUUGCUCGUUCGUGCACAAAACGGUUCCGGAGGGAAAAAGCGUACGAGAGAAAACGAGAUAAAAACACAAUAACAGUAUUUUUUCUAGCCUUAGUAAACGUCAAAGCUAAUGCAGGCAAUUUCACUUCUCUCGUUACUGGUUGUUGUUACUUUUUUUUUGUUUGCCCGACUCAAGUCGUUUCCGAGCCUUCGUAAUCUCACACGUAUGUGAAGGGCAUUUAUCUUUGUUUACACUGCCGCCGGAGUCGUGUGCUCUCUCGCACGGUUUGCUCGGUUCGCUCGGUUGAAAGACGUGCACUUUAGGAGCGAGCCGGGGUUUAGCUUGGGCACUUCAAUAGCUUUUUUUAUAAAUCUGUUUUUCUUGCUUUAGUGUGACAUUGUACGAAUGAGAAUUCGAAGGCAAAGAGAUGUUAUGAAAUAGGUGUAACAAGCCAAUGAUGAAGUUCGAUAUUGUUUAUAACGAUAUGUAUAACUAUUUGUAUGAUACAAUAAGUGAAAUUGUAAAUAGUACCUCUAAGAAUACGAAUGGGAUGAACUAUUUGUUGAAGCUGGCAUUUUGUUAUAUUUAUUUUUGUUUUCAUUAUGUUAUAUCUUUCAUAUAAUUUUCCCUAAAAACUCAAAUAGAUAGAUAAUAGAGGUAACUUAUGUUCCAAGAUGAUAAUGAACGAAUGUAGAAACGUGAAAACUGUAAACUAUGUACAUUUGAGAUCAAAUCCAGAAUA